This is a messenger RNA of Lepidothrix coronata (blue-crowned manakin), 3326 nucleotides long. It is a transcript of the gene TNIP3, whose product is annotated as TNFAIP3 interacting protein 3. The transcript is spliced from 15 exons. Gene Ontology annotation, biological process: cellular response to lipopolysaccharide; regulation of transcription by RNA polymerase II. The record is from RefSeq and is a predicted model, not a curated record. NCBI's taxonomy places the organism in Eukaryota, Metazoa, Chordata, Aves, Passeriformes, Pipridae. Bases 1402 to 2541 code for a protein of 379 amino acids.
UGCUCCCUUGCAGUAAUUUAAGAUUCUUUUGGGGCUUUCUGCCCUGGAGAGUAGGGCUUAACAGUGGUUUGUUAUCAUAGUUUUCCUCAGCAAAUGUAAAGUUUAACUGAUUGGUGGUGAGAACUAUGUGCUUGGACAGAAUCUGUGUUGGAAAAUCAAUUUAUUUUAAGCUUUUUGUUUAUUUGCACCGCUAAUUUCAGUGACAAGUUUUAACAAGUAUUUUACAGAAACUUCCAGGUAUUUUAUAUUUUUGUUUUGUCUUACCUGUUUCUUCUUUUGUCUCAUGAAAUGUUUUGUCAAUGAAUAAUUGUUCCGGUAUUGUACUAAUUUUUUUUUUCAUUAAAAUUCCUUUUGGGGUUUGUUGGUGCUGUUUUGCACUAGGGAGCACCUGCUGUGAACUUCACUCUUUGAGUUUCUCUUUGUUUAAAGAUUCAUGUAAGCUUGUAUGUGCCUCUUUAGGGAUUAAAUUCCAGUGCUGUUACAGGUGCCAGCUGUUACUGUGACCCUUAGAGCUGUGAUUUAAAGGGCUUUGCAGAAUAAGCUGUAAGGAGCUAAGCCUCAAAGUUACAAUGAGAUGAUGCCAGGAACUGGCAUGCUGAUGGAGACAGGAGAAUGAAAGGACACAUUCAACUGAGCAGAGACUGGAAAUUUGAAUGGACCAGGAACAAGUGUCAGAUGUGUGAGCUUACUCAACUGAUAGCAGAGAGUAUUAACAAGGAACACAGUGAGUAGAAGGGAAUGUAAGUAUAGUGGUUGUAUGUGCUGCCUGCAGAGCGUCUGAGUGUGGCAGAAGCUGUUAAAUCAAGGGAUCCAGCACUGGGGAAGGGAUGCCUGAGAGAUGAGAGAAAUUACACAAAGAGCAUUGAAGAUGAGGCCCAGAUUAUUAUUGCCCAGGAAAAAAAGAAAAGGAAUAAGUAGAUGAAAGGAUUUAGUAGAGCUGUUGACAUGGAGAGAUGGGAUAGGAAGAUAAUCAUGGCAAGCUAUGUUUUUAUACAGGUAUAUGGGAUGAUCAGAGUGUUACAGAAGUUGGGAAAGCUUAGAAACUGUGUAGAGAGCAGUCUGGGGAACAGAACAGCAUCUCCAUGCACAGGGCAAAAGGCUGGGAAGAGCAAAAGCUGCCCUUUUGGUGCCUCUCCAAGUGGGAGCAGUGGAAUGGAGGAGGAGCUUCGCCGAGCUGAGAAGGAGACAGAUGCAAGCACUGGGCCACCUGAGCCUGGGGAAAGUAAAAAGAGGUCUCUAAUACCUGAAUCUAGAAGUUAAUCCAGAGGACCUGUUCUAUUAAAAAAACCUUCCAAUAUGAAAGAAUAACAGUUUUACAAAGAGAUUCACUGUGAGCAGCUCAAAAGGAAGAAUAAGGAUGCAGAGGAUCGUCUGGAGUUGUGCCUCCAUCAGUGUGUUGAGAUGGAAAGGUGUGAAAGUAAAGAGCUGGAUGUUGAAAUAAGGAACCUGAUAGAGAAGAGUAACACUUCCCAGUUGUGUGAGGACCCCAAACCUAUUGCACAAGACAGUCUGAACCCUCAGAGAACUUCGUGUUCCCUUAAGGUCCACAGUGAGACAGCCACUCAAGGCCAUCUUGGAUGCACGUGGGCAGAUGGGAGUGACAUGGAAGCCCCAGCAGACCCACUGGAGUCAAGGCACACAUUACUGACCAAAAAGAAGACUUCAUCACCCAGUUCUCUGGAACAACACAUCCUCUCACUGGAAAGACAGAGACGAGAGCUUCUGGAGGUGAACAAGCAAUGGGAUCAUCAAUUUAGAAACAUGAAGCAGCUCUAUGAAAAGCAGCUGGCAGAGAUGAAAGCAAGGCUGGACGUGUCAGAGAGGAGAGUGAGCGAGCUGGAGCAGGAGAGACAUCGGCAGCAGCCAGGGGAUGAGAGGUCGGGAGUGCUGGGCAGAGAGAAGCUGUGGCAGGAAAAGAAAGAAACAAAAGUCCUCAGUGAAGCCCUCCACGAGAUGAGGGAGGAGAACAAGCUGCUGAAGCAGAAGAACGCCUCCAUGGCUAGAAAGAAAGAGCACUAUGAGGGGGAAAUAAGCCGUCUCAAUAAGGCCCUUCUGGAUGUGUUGAAAAAGCAGCACUCGCCUGUCCUUGGGACUCCCCUGGGAAAGGGUGACAGGAAUAGCAUUGAGGAGAUGAGAACCCAACUUGAAGUGCUGAGGCAGCAGGUACAAAUAUACGAGGAAGACUUCAGAAAGGAGAGAUCUGACCGAGAAAGACUCAACGAGGAGAAAGAAGCACUGCAGAAAGCUAACGAGAGAUUGCAGUCUCAACUGAAUAAACUCAGCUCUCAGACAAAAGACCUCCCAGUACAGCCUGAGAGGCCCAGUUACCCACCUCCACUCUUCCUCUCACCCUGUGUGAAUUAUGGGAGGUGUGGGAUGGUUCUUCACUAUGCAGAUCCUCGAGUACAACCAGGGCCUUGCAGGGCACAUGAGCAGCAGCAGCACUUGCCAGACUAUCAGUGGUAUGUUCCUGACCAGCUUCCGCCAGAUGUGCAGCACAAGGCAGAUGAUUCAUCCCCGGAGAAGGGAGCCCAGCACUGACAGCCCGAGACCUGGAGAAGUGUAAACCAGAGGCUGCAAGCAAGUCUUGCAACUUCAUUAUUCUGUUUUCUUCUGGGGUUUUUUUGCCCUCAGCUCCUUAUCUCUUCAGUGCAUGUGAUUUAUGUGUGGUGAAAUCCCUGCGAGGACAAUAGAAAAGCAGAUCAUCCAGGCUGGUGAUCCUCAGGAUCCAGUUAAACUCUGCUGGGAAGCGUUACUGCCCUUUGUUCUGAAGAUGCUGUUUAUGCUGCCUUUGAGAAUCGGUUAAAGAGCCUUAUGAGAAAAGAUGCAGCCCUUGCUGGGGAUUCAGACUGUCACAUCUGUUUUGAAUCCGAGAGCUUAUAAACCCAAUAGUGUUGUGAUUUUUGUUGUUGUUGUUUGAGAAUUAUAGAGAGGGCUUACUUGAUUCCAGGGAAUGAUGUGUUGAUAUAUCAUCUCGAAUUCUGACAUCUUUUUCUUGGUUGGUAAAAAGGAAAUCUGCUUCACUGUUUGAACACAUUUGUGUAACUGCAAACAGGGUACCAGUGAUGCCAGGCUGAGUAAAAGGUGCCCCUUUCUGAGUCCAGGUCAGCUCUCAUUUUGUUUUGGCUCUAGAAUUAUAUGGAGAAAAGUAACCACAGGGGUUUUUUUCUGUGUGCACUUAUUCGUAUCAGAAGAAUUUUAGUAGAAAUAUUUAAUGGGUUUAAUUUCUCAGUGAAUAUGGCUUUAUAUUUCCAAAUGAUUCUUGUAAUGAGCCUGAAAAUCGUCGUGUACCCUCUGACCCAAGAAUAAAAUGUGGCUUUUUAAGU